This is a messenger RNA of Trypanosoma grayi, 1449 nucleotides long. RefSeq lists its product as hypothetical. The coding region runs from base 1 to 1449 and encodes 482 amino acids. The record is from RefSeq and is a predicted model, not a curated record. Lineage: Eukaryota; Euglenozoa; Kinetoplastea; Trypanosomatida; Trypanosomatidae. The transcript has a single exon. Gene Ontology annotation, molecular function: ATP binding; ATP hydrolysis activity.
AUGCGACUGUUUCGUCCGAGGUCUUCUGCGACUGCCGCCAUUGCUGCUGCUGCUACCGUUGUGGUAUUGCUUCUCAUCCCCGCAGAAACGCCGGUGUUGUGCGAUGCGGCAGCCGAGACAGUGCCAAUGACGCAGUGGACGUGCCCCCGAUGCCCCAUCUGCUCCGUGGGCGGCGUCCCGCUGAUGACGAAGCUGUUCUACUGUCUCCCAUCGUCCCUUCCCUCCGUGGUGGCGCGGCGAGAGUUGCCCUUCGACACAAAUAAAAAGCUGCGGCGAAGAGCGAUGGAGGAUGUGGAGGAGCUUCUUCUCACACACGUCGUUGGGCAGGAGCACGUGACGAGCGCUAUUGUGGAUGCCAUGCGGCGCAAACUUGCGAACCCGCGUGAGCCGCUUGUUCUCCACUUUGCGGGCGACAACGGCGUUGGCAAGACGUACACGGCGCGGCUGCUGUCUCUCGCCACGUCGCUGCGCUGCUCUGUGUCGCGGCCGCAGUGCGAUGCGGGCGACAACCUGUUGGUUGUGUCCGGCACCGGUUAUGACGGCCUGCCGGUCGCCGACGCGCGGAAAAGAAUUGUAACGCUCGUGACGGCGCACCAGCGGCUGUACCCGCACGGCAUCGUGCUGCUCGACGAUCUCUCGGCGAUGCACCCGAACCUCGUGGCGGCNGCGCACCAGCGGCUGUACCCGCACGGCAUCGUGCUGCUCGACGAUCUCUCGGCGAUGCACCCGAACCUCGUGGCGGCGCUCGCGCCGCUCUUUGGUCGAGCGGAGCGCUUCGCGGAGCAGCCGCAUGACGUGCCGUCGCUCACGCAGCUGACGGUUAUAGCCACGACGGACUUCGGCCGCCAGGGUCGCACGUGGGGGCGCAGCCUGGUGCAGGUGCAGCAGAUGGUGCGUGACGAGUUUGCCAGUCUGUACGGCACGCUGGUGCCCGCGUAUGCGCGGACGAUGGUGUUCGUCUCCUUCACGCGGCGGGCGGCGGAGCGGAUGGUGCACAAUGCUGUUGCGGCGCUGCCGUGCACAGCGCAGUUGGGCGGUGGGCAUGUGGUGGCGAGCAGCAUCGAGGACGUCGCGGUCGCCUUCCUCGUGGAGCGCCACCGCGAGAUGUGGGAGGGCAAGGAGAAUGGUCACGCGCUGCGACGCGCCGUGGAGGACACACUGGUGCCGCUGGUGCUGCGGUACUUCGACGCACAUGGGUAUGACCGGCUCAUGUGGGCCCGCUUCCACCUUGACAUGAGAGCCGCAGAGAUUGUCCUCCACACAGACGAGAGCGGCCCGCACGAUGAGGAAGAUGUGGCCGCGGUGAGUGCGGAGGUCCCCAGUAGCACGCCUCCUCCUCCUCCUCCUCCUCCUGCAGCCGCUGCUGAGGGAGAGGAAGACGCAGGCGGAAGCCGCGGUGGGAGCGCUGAGGACGGUAAAGGCCCACACACUCUUAACGAUGAUUUGUGA